AUGGCUGGUCGAGGUCUUCCCAUGAUUCAACCCCAAAUAAUCUUGCUCAAAGAAGGAACAGAUGCAUCCCAAGGUCGUGGUCAACUUUUAUCGAAUAUAAACGCUUGCUUAGCAGUAGUUGACACAGUGAGGACAACUCUGGGACCCAGAGGCAUGGACAAAUUGAUCGUUGAUGAAAAAGGCGAAGUGACUAUUUCAAAUGAUGGCGCUACAAUCAUGAAACUCCUUGACAUUGUGCAUCCCGCAGCCAAAACUCUCGUCGACAUUGCUCGAUCGCAAGACGCUGAAGUUGGUGAUGGAACAACAAGUGUGGUCUUGCUUGCAGGUGAAUUGCUAAAAGAAGUCAAGGGAUACAUUGAAGAGGGAGUCAGCCCUCACGUAAUAAUUAAGGGUUAUCGGAAAGCUGCUCAAUUGGCCAUUAACAAGGUUAAGGAAAUUGCUGUCAAAAUUGAGCGUGAUAACGAGGAGGAAUUCCGAAACUUACUCUUGAAAUGUGCUGGGACGGCCAUGUCCUCAAAAUUAAUUCAUUCGCAUAAAGAUUUCUUCACAGAAAUGGUCGUUGAAGCAGUAUUGACUCUAGAUCAGGAUGAGUUGAAUGAAAAGCUAAUUGGGAUAAAGAGAGUUCCUGGAGGUGCCAUGCAAGACUCAAUUCUUGUCAGUGGUGUCGCAUUCAAAAAAACCUUUUCUUAUGCUGGGUUUGAACAACAGCCUAAAUCUUUUACCAACCCAAAAAUUUUAUCGUUAAACGUUGAACUAGAAUUAAAAGCAGAAAAAGAUAAUGCGGAAGUUCGCGUUGAAGAUGUUAAUGAAUACCAAGCUAUUGUCGACGCUGAAUGGUCUAUUAUAUUUUCAAAGCUGGAAAACAUCGUUAAGACUGGAGCAAAAGUGGUAUUAUCCAAGUUGCCUAUUGGUGAUUUGGCCACUCAAUAUUUCGCUGAUAGAGAUAUUUUCUGCGCUGGUCGAGUGCCUGCUGAAGAUCUUAAUCGUGUGGUGAAAGCGGUUGGCGGGUCUAUUCAGUCCACAUGCUCUGAUAUUGAUGAGAAACAUCUGGGUACAUGUGAACGUUUUGAAGAAAGACAAAUUGGAAAUGAAAGGUUCAAUCUAUUCCAAGGUUGUCCGGCGGCAAAAACAUGCACAAUCAUUUUGAGAGGAGGUGCCGAGCAGUUCAUUGCUGAGGUCGAACGAAGCUUACAUGAUGCCAUAAUGAUAGUCAAGAGAGCUAUUAAAAAUAAUUUGAUAGUUGCCGGCGGUGGCGCGACGGAGAUGGAGCUAUCUAAAUAUCUUCGUGACCACUCUCGAACCAUCGUGGGGAAACAGCAAUUGAUUAUCGGCGCAUUUGCACGGGCAUUAGAAAUUAUUCCUCGUCAACUGUGUGACAAUGCUGGCUUUGAUGCGACAGAUAUUUUGAAUAACCUAAGGAUGAAACAUGCCCAUGGUGCCACUUGGUACGGUGUUGAUAUUAAUAGUGAAUCUGUUGCCGAUAACUUCGAAGCAUUUGUCUGGGAACCAGUGAUUGUGAAGAUAAAUUCAAUAUCUGCUGCCACUGAAGCCGCGUGUUUGAUAUUAAGUGUUGAUGAAACUGUGAAAAAUCCGCAAUCUGAAAAGCCACAAGCAGGCCCACCAAUGCCAAGGGGAGGAGCACAAAGAGCAUUUAGAGGUCGAGGUCGAGGUAUCCCUCGCCGAUAA
This is a messenger RNA of Acaulospora morrowiae, 1686 nucleotides long. The record is from the annotation of a GenBank genome assembly. NCBI's taxonomy places the organism in Eukaryota, Fungi, Glomeromycota, Glomeromycetes, Diversisporales, Acaulosporaceae.